AUGGUAAGACUUCCUUGCAGCAACAGCAAAGAAGAAAAUAUAUAUCUCACCUUAUUGAGGACAAGAAAGAAUGAACCUGAACGAACAUCUAUCUAUUUCAUUCAAUCUUAUCCAAUAACAAUGCCUAAUGAAGAAGACUGGAUUUCAUGCAUUUUAAAAAAUUUAAGGAGAAAACCGGAUCCAUCCUUUCAUCUAUCCAUCCAUACGUCCAUCCAUACAUCCGAUCCACCCAUACAUCCAUUCAUCGAGUACAGAGCUCUCUGCGGAAUGAAUAAAGGAGUACAGUCAGCUCUGUUCCAACCACUCAAUGCCGCGGUGGUUUUGAUUGUGAUCGGCAAAGGCUUGCAAUGUAAGACUGCAAGAGACACAUGA
Messenger RNA from Thelazia callipaeda (thelaziosis nematode), 372 nucleotides. NCBI's taxonomy places the organism in Eukaryota, Metazoa, Nematoda, Chromadorea, Rhabditida, Thelaziidae. The record is from the annotation of a GenBank genome assembly.